Molecule: messenger RNA, 1122 nt
Organism: Carya illinoinensis
Lineage: Eukaryota; Viridiplantae; Streptophyta; Magnoliopsida; Fagales; Juglandaceae
Product: protein FAR1-RELATED SEQUENCE 5-like
Exons: 2
Coding region: 1-1122 (373 amino acids)
Source: RefSeq, a predicted model, not a curated record
AUGGUUAUUAUGGAAUCAAUAUUGGGGAAACUGAAGCACUAUGUACAUCCUCUACAGUUAAUGAAAUUAGGGAGAAUAGACCAAAUCCUUAAGAAACUGAUGAUUGUAGUGCCGGGACAUGUCAGAAUGUUGAUGUCGAUGGCCCGUAAUAGGACUUUCAAUGUCGCCAACCCACGUCUGACAGGAAAGACCGAAUGUAAGGCAAAGAUUAAUGCCUUAAAUUCUUAUGGAAAACUUCAGUUGACUACGGUUCAUAAUGUCCAUAACCACGGCCUCAGUCCAAAGAAAUCUCGCUUCUUUCGAUGUAAUAGAGAAGUGAGUGAAGCCGUUAAAAGAGUUCUAGAUACAAAUGACCAAGCGGGUGUCCGGUUGAACAAGAGUUUUGGAUCUCUUGUUGUUGGCGCGGGCGGGUUUGAGAAUCUCCCGUUUUUGGAAAAGGAUUGUCGUAAUUAUAUCGAUAAGGCAAGACAUUUACGACUUGGUGCAGGUGGAGCUGGUGCGCUGCGAGAAUAUUUUUGUAGGAUGCAGUACAAAAAUCCUAGGUUCUUUGUAUUGAUGGAUUUAGAUGAUGAUGGGAGGUUGAAAAAUGUCUUCUGGGCCGACCCCUGUAGUAGAGCAGCCUACCAAUAUUUUGGUGAUGUGGUUACAUUUGACACCACAUACCUGACGAAUAAAUAUGGGAUGCCGUUUGCACCUUUUGUUGGUGUAAACCACCACGGACAGUCAAUUCUAUUGGGAGCAAGCUUGAUAUCUCGGGAGAAUACGGAGACCUUUGUGUGGUUAUUCCAGACUUGGUUGCAGUGUAUGGAUGGUAUAGCUCCUAAAGCUAUUAUAACUGACCAAGAUAGAGCGAUGAAAAAUGACAUUACUAUUGUUUUCCUAACGACCCGACAUAGAUUUUGCCUAUGGCAUAUACUGAAGAAAGUCCCUGAAAAGCUUGGUUCUUAUGGUUCCUACAAAACUGGGAUGAAAAAUGACUUGAUGAAAUGUGUGUAUGACAGUCAGAGUGUUGAAGAGUUUGAAACAAGCUGGGAUAAGUUAAUUACACGUACGAUUUGCAUGAAAAUGCGUGGUUGCAAAGUCUAUACGCUGAGCGGCAGUAUUGGGUUCCAACAUUCUUGA